Lactuca sativa (garden lettuce) is the source of this 1950-nucleotide messenger RNA. Its product is annotated as protein FAR1-RELATED SEQUENCE 5-like. NCBI's taxonomy places the organism in Eukaryota, Viridiplantae, Streptophyta, Magnoliopsida, Asterales, Asteraceae. The record is from RefSeq and is a predicted model, not a curated record.
AUGUUUCAGUUUUCUACUUCGUUUUCAGUUUCCGAUUUGAUCAGAUAUUUUACCAUUUGGUGUAUUAUGUCGAAUUCUAGUGUUAUUAAUGGUGAUUUGUAUUCUUCUAUGAGUGAGAGUGAAGAAAAAGAUGUUGAAAACUCAUUUUUUGAAGGUGGUGAAUCUUCAAGUUCAGUACAUGAUGCACAAUAUUUUGAUGAUAUAAUUGGAGAACAUGUCUAUAAGCCAGAUGUACCUGUUCAACUUAUUCCAUUUAAGGACUUGAUACUGAACUGUUCACCAUCCGAACAUUCGCUAGCUGGCAACACAACUACACAGUCAAGGUUUGAUAACAAGAUUAUAAAGAAGAAACAUGUUAUAUGUAAUCGUGGUGGUAAACAGAAAAGGAAAUCUCGUGACACAUUAGGUACAAGUGGUGUUAGGAGGAAACGAAAUUCAAAUUCAAGAGUUAUUGGUUGUCAAGCAAAGAUUAUAUUUGAAUCUGUGUAUGGAACUCCAGAUUAUAAAGUUUUUCAGUUUGAUGAACUUCACAACCGUCCACUUGAGAAGAGAAACGAUUUAAAAAAGGCGAGACAAAUGUCAUAUUCAGAAAAAGAGUUUAUUGUGCGUGCUUCCACAUCAAACAUAGGUCCAACUAUGGCUCAUAAGUUAAGGGCAAGUCUGAGAGGUGGGUAUGAGUUUGUAAAGCCCAAAGUAGUUGACUAUAAAAAUUUAAGGAGAGAUAUCAACAGGGUUAUUGGUUAUAAAGAUGCCCAAAUGAUAGUAAACACAAUGAUUGACCGUCGAGUUCACUAUCCAAAUUACUCAUUUGAGUUUAAUUGUCAAGAUAAUGUUUUGGACUAUAUGUUUUGGGUUGAUGAAAUGGAGAAGGCAUAUUAUGCUGAAUUUGGUGAUGUUAUCUCGUUUGAUGCGACUUUCCGAACAAACAAGUAUCGAAUGGUUUUUGUUCCGUUUACUGCUAUUGACCAUCAUAAAAAAUCAGUUACUGUUGGAUCUGGGUUGCUAAGCAAUGAAAGCAUUGAGUCUUACUCUUGGUUACUUAAAGCAUUUCUUAAAAAUCAUGGGAAAGAACCAAAACUUGUUUUAGCUGAUCAAGAUGUUGCAAUAAAACAAGCUGUUGAGAAUAUAUCAGAUGAUUUAUUUACAAACACAGACUUUAGAAAAAGGUUUACGAAGCUUGUUUGGGACAUUAAUAUGAAACCUGAUGUUUUUGAGGUGAAGUGGGGUUUGCUUAUGAAGGAAUUCAAUCUUGAAGACACAAGAUGGUAUUUUAGUGACAUUCCAAUGUGUGGUUUGAUGAAGACUACAUCGAGGUCAGAGAGUAUGAAUUCAUUCUUUAAUACAUAUUCAGAAAGUAAGAACUUACUUUUGAAUUUCAUGAUGAAUUACGACACUGCCAUUCAAAAGCAAAGGAAUACUCAACGAGAGCUUGAUAAGGCAUCAAAGAAAGCAUCAUAUAAAAUGCAAACACCUCGAGAAAUAGAACUGCAAGCAUCAAAAGUUUAUACAAAAAUUCAUGAAAGGUACAUUUUGAAGAGAUGGAGAAAGGAUGUGAUAUCAAGAAAUUAUCGUUUUAGUUCUGUUCAAUCCGAUUCAGGUGAUUGUGAGAAUAGAUUGGCUUUGUUUGCUGAGAAACAACAAAUGUUGUUGAGGGAAUUUGAGAGUGAUUAUAUUUCUCUAGGAUUGAAAAGCAACACAGAUGGUGAAGUCGUAUGCAAGCUUUUGGGUGUUACUAUUCCUAUUCCAGAAGAGAUUAAUAUUCAUGUUGCUGAUGUUCAAAGCAAUAAAGGUUCUGGAAUCAAGAAAAGAAUUCCAAGUGCAGGUGAAGUAGCAUAUGAAAAUUCUAAAAUAGAACAUAGAAUGUGUUCAGGAUGUGGAAAACGAGUUCCACACAGUUUACGUACUUGUCCAGAAAGAGUUGGAGCUGCUAAAUCAGCAAAAGACACUUAG